GCCGUCUCGCAGGGCGGGGCCCGGCCCCAACAUCCCGCGGGCCUAAGAUGGCGGCGGAAGCGGAGGUGUCGGUGUGAGCGGGGACUCCGUCCCCCGAUGCUGAGGGAGCCGGGGCCAGCGAGGGGGAGGCGGCGGGCGGCCCCCGGGCUCUCGCGAGAUCUCCUCCUCCUCGGCGGCCUGCUCUGCGCCUGCGCCGUCGACCUCGGUUGUACAGACGCCCCGGUCAAGGACCCGGAGAAGCCGGCAGCCACGGCCGCGCCCCCGUGCUGGCUGGUGGAAGAGUUUGCGGUGGUCGAGCCCUGCGGCGAGUGCACCAGCUUCCAGGCGAAGAUGGUGCCCGAGUGCAGCACAACGGGCUUCGUGGAGAAGGUCAGCUGCAGCGCCAGCAAGAAGGAGACGCUGAAGAGCUGCCGCUCGGCCCACAUGGAGCACCGGGCCUUCUGGCGGUUCGAGGCGGCGGCCCUGGGGCUGGCCGGCGUCUUCGCCGGCCUCGUCCUCUGCCGCCAGCGCCUGCUGGACCGCCGGGCCCUGGAGAAGGUCCGCAAGCAGAUCGAGUCCAUCUGAGAGCGUAGGCGCCCGUGCCCCCCGCGCCCCCCUUCCCCGCGCCCCCAUUAAAGAGACGA
Tachyglossus aculeatus (Australian echidna) is the source of this 623-nucleotide messenger RNA. It is a transcript of the gene JTB, whose product is annotated as jumping translocation breakpoint. Bases 97 to 564 code for a protein of 155 amino acids. Gene Ontology annotation, biological process: mitotic cytokinesis. The transcript is spliced from 6 exons. Lineage: Eukaryota; Metazoa; Chordata; Mammalia; Monotremata; Tachyglossidae. The record is from RefSeq and is a predicted model, not a curated record. Gene Ontology annotation, cellular component: midbody; cytoplasm; membrane.